AUGGAAGUCAAAAUGGCAUACAACUACAGAGUUUUACUUAUUAACACAAACUAUUCAAUAGUCAAUUAUUUGUUAUGCAAAAAUUGGAGUAGUCAAUAUGAGUACAACAUCUUAAUGAUUAACACAGAAACAGAUGGGUACUCCAAACCAAAUUUCAAUUUCAAAGCGAAUGAUGACUAUGUUAAUGAAACACAUAUGAGAUGGAUUGUUGACAACUUUGGUAAAACAGAAAGCAAACGAAAUUAUGAAAUUCAAAUGAAAAGUUGUGUGAAUGCAAUUUCUGGUAUUAUUUCAUUUGCUGGAUACCAACUUGACAGACCAAAAGUAUUCCCAUCACUCAACUAUUUUGGAGCAUCCGUUCCUAUAUGCAAAUACACUGAGCAUCUCACUGCUAGUGAAAUUGAGACGAAAAUUGAUUCGACGAUGUUUGUUGAGACUUUCAGAGUGUAUUUCGAGAGGAUGAGAGAGCAAGAGCGAUAUUAUAAACAAAACAGUAUCAUGUCUAAUGCAAUUUUUGAGAUCUUAAGAGAUCGAAUAGGACAAAAUUUCAAAGAAAUUUGUGUAACAAAUAUUGAAGGGUUAUCAAAUGAUUUUAUGAAAGAAAGAUAUGACCAAUUUGUUGGGAUAUAUGCAGACUGUGUCACAUUAAAUAACGAUGACGAGUCGUUUGUAGUCAAUAAAACGGUAAAUGGAUUUGAAGUGAAGGCGAAACUUGGUGAAAAUGCCGUUGGAAAUCGGUUGACGUUUAAUUACGUCUUUAAUAAAAAGUAUGAUAAAAUGGGACUUUCUUUCGACCACGGAAAAUGUGUGAAGAAUGAGAACAAUGUGUUUGUGUGGACUUAUAAAGACUAUAAAGCAUUUGAUCAUACCGAAGAACUGAAUUAUCAAUUCGAACAGAAGGACAUUAACCUCCCAAAAGACUUAAUUGUCAUGAUAUCUUAUAUUGGUAAGAUGGAAUUGUACUACGACUUAAUCAAUAAAAAAGUUGAAGAAGACAUUAAGCACGAAAGAAUGGUAAAUGAACACAAUAGAAUACAAGAAAUGGAAAGAUUGGAAAGAGAAGAAUUUUAUGGCAACAUGGAAUUACUUUCUUUAAAAAUUCUUAAAAAAAAUUGUGGGUGUGAGAAAAAGUGCAAAUGUGAAGGCAGUGAAGCGAUCACGUGUGGGUGCUGCUGCCAAGACGGGAAGUGCUGCUGUGACUUCAAAUGCAAAUGUGGUGCUGAAGGGAAGUGUGAGUGCGGCUGUUGCUGCAAAGAGGGAAAGUGCCAAUGCAAGACAUUUGCAACUGGGAUGACCAUCACUUGUGAAUGCUGCUGCGAAGGAUGCAAAUGCACAUGUGAGUGCAAAUGUGGAGAGAAGAAGGUGUGCCAAUGCCAGAAAGAAGCAUCAAGUGGGUGCUGUUGUGGAAAGACAUGCUAA
Messenger RNA from Entamoeba invadens IP1, 1419 nucleotides. RefSeq lists its product as hypothetical. The record is from RefSeq and is a predicted model, not a curated record. The transcript is spliced from 2 exons. Lineage: Eukaryota; Evosea; Mastigamoebida; Endamoebidae. The coding region runs from base 1 to 1419 and encodes 472 amino acids.